AGCUGAUAUCCAGACAAAUCCGGGUUAGGUAUCCAAACCCGGAAUACAGAAACCCCCUUCUUCGUCAAUUUCACCGUUACGCUCUAAAAAAUAGUUUGUAUUAAGGAAAAAAAAAAAGCCCUAAAUUAAAAAUAAAAAAAUUAAUAAAAAGCUGAAAAUAGUGCAAAAAAUAAAUUUCCUCUCCGAAAAUUUUCAACUUUAUCAGCGUUCUUCAUCCUCGCAGAUUCUCUUUCCUAAUUUUGCCUACUCUCUCACUAGAUCUGCUUUCACUCUCGAAAUCUUGAUCAAUUACAUAUAUAUUAGUAUAUACGUAUACAUACGAGCGAGCGAGUGUUGUACACACACAUCUCUAAUCGUGAUGAAAAAAUAGACUAUAAUUUUUCAAUUUUUUUUUUAUUUUUCCUCGAGCGUUUUUUUUUUUUUUUGCUUCUUCUUCUAUGGCGGAUGCACUAUCUGUGAUUCCUGCGGCGGUUCUCCGCAAUCUCUCCGAUAAGCUAUACGAGAAGCGCAAAAAUGCUGCCCUGGAGGUGGAAGGGAUAGUGAAGCAAUUAUCAGGGACCACAGACCAAGAUAAAAUCAAUGCAGUGAUCAAUUUGUUGAUAAAUGAAUAUACGUACUCGCCCCAAGCGAAUCAUCGUAAAGGGGGUUUGAUAGGAUUGGCGGCAGCUACAGUGGGUUUGACCUCAGAAGCAUCACAGCAUCUUGAUCAAAUAGUUCCACCAGUGUUGAAUUCCUUUGGUGAUCAAGAUAGCAGAGUUCGUUAUUAUGCCUGUGAAGCAUUGUAUAACAUUGCGAAGGUCGUGAGAGGCGAUUUUAUAGUGUUCUUCAACCAGAUAUUUGAUGCGCUAUGUAAGCUUUCAGCAGAUUCAGAUUCCAAUGUACAGAGUGCUGCUCAUCUUUUGGAUAGACUUGUGAAGGACAUUGUCACUGAAAGUGAUCAAUUUAGCCAAAAGGACUUUGCGAGUGAAUGUCUGAACCCUUAUGUCCGCCAGUUUUUGGUCGGAUGGAUUACUGUUCUGGAUAGUGUUCCUGAUAUUGAUAUGCUUGGGUUUCUUCCUGAUUUUCUUGAUGGCUUAUUUAACAUGCUAAGUGAUUCUAGCCAUGAAAUAAGGCAGCAAGCUGAUUCGGCGCUUUCUGAGUUUCUUCAAGAAAUCAAGAACUCUCCAUCUGUAGAUUAUGGUCGCAUGGCUGAGAUACUGGUACAAAGAGCAGCUUCACCUGAUGAAUUUACUCGACUGACUGCUAUUACCUGGAUUAACGAGUUUGUAAAACUUGGCGGGGACCAACUUGUUCCUCAUUAUGCCGAUAUUCUUGUUGCAAUCCUACCUUGCAUAUCAGACAAGGAAGAGAAAAUUAGAGUUGUUGCACGUGAAACAAAUGAAGAGCUUCGGGGAAUCCAAGCUGAUCCAGCUGAAGAAUUUGAUGUAGGAGCGAUCCUUUCUGUAGCUAGGAGACAUCUAUCCAGUGAAUGGGAGGCUACACGUAUCGAAGCACUGAACUGGAUAUCAACACUAUUAAGUAAACGUCGGGCAGAGGUUCUAUCAUUUCUGAGUGACAUUUUUGAAACACUCUUAAAGGCACUUUCAGAUCCUUCUGAUGAGGUAGUGCUUUUGGUACUUGAGGUCCAUGCACGCAUAGCCAAAGAUGAUAAACAUUUUCACCAGCUCAUCGUUUAUUUAGUUCAAAAUUUCAGGGUCGACAACUCUCUCUUAGAAAAGCGGGGUGCUUUGAUUAUCCGUAGGUUAUGUGUACUCUUAGAUGCUGAGAGAGUUUAUAGGAAGCUUUCCACUAUACUUCAAGGAGAGUCUGAUUUGGAGUUUGCAUGUACAAUGGUGCAGGCUUUGAAUUUGAUUUUGCUCACUUCAUCUGAGCUGGCUAACCUUCGGGAUCUACUGAAAAAAUCCCUGUUCAAUGAUGCUGGAAAAAACUUAUUCCUCUCUUUAUAUGCAUCAUGGUGCCAUUCACCAAUGGCUAUUAUUAGUCUUUGCUUAUUGGCUCAGACUUACCAGCAUGCAAGUUCUGUCAUUCAGUCUUUGGUUGAGGAAGAUAUUAACGUGAAGUUCUUAGUCCAAUUGGAUAAAUUGAUCCACCUUCUGGAGACUCCUACUUUUGCUUACCUUAGACUACAGCUUCUUGAACCGGGAAGGUAUAUAUGGUUGUUGAAAGCAUUGUACGGUCUUCUGAUGCUACUUCCUCAGCAAUGUGUAGCAUUCAAGAUUCUCAGGACUCGAUUAAAAACCGUACCUUCAUACUCCUUUAGCGGUGAACAAUUCAAGCAACUGUCAUCAGGAAAUGCUAUUCCGGAAGUUAACAACUUUGUCGGAUCACAAGUUUCCGAGGAGGCUGCUGCUACAAAGGAAGAUCAAAAGAAUGUGCAUAAUGGAAUAAACUUUGCUCAAUGGCAGCAGCAGUUUGAGAAAGUCCAGGAGCAGCAUCGAGCCCAUUCCAAGUCUGAAGCACUAUCUCGUAGCAAUUCUACUUCGUCCGCAAAGGAAAUGCAAAGACCAGAAGAACCGAAGAGGCCUUUGCCAGCGGCAGAUAUGAACAGACCUCCAUCAAGAUCUUCGCGCAGAGGUCCCGGACAACUGCAGAUUUAAUUAUUAUUAUCAAGGUUAAUAUAUACAUCGAUCGACCUCAGUAUUGAAAAAGCCCAGUGAGAUUCAAUCGCCGAAGAAAGAAAAAAAAAUGUAAAUUGUAUAUUCCAGUAGCUUCUUUAAUUGAAAGACGAGUGUUUUCGGGAUGGUGGGCAGUUGGAUUUAUUAUUACUUAGCGUGCUUGGAUGUUGCCAAGCAAUUAUUAUUAUUAUUAUUUAUUAAUUUUUUUUUCUUUACUGAAAAGAGAUGAUAUAAUACCCCAUGAGGUUCUGUUGUUUUUAUUGGAAAACCAAUAAUGGGCAAGGUAGAUAUUUAGGGAUUUGAAUUUGAGUUUGUGUCGAUGAUUAUUUAAUUAUAACUCAUAAUUCUCCUGCUACAACCGAUUAUUAAUAAAUAGACUUCUAUUUUGUGCUGUUUC
This is a messenger RNA of Erythranthe guttata (spotted monkey flower), 3012 nucleotides long. The record is from RefSeq and is a predicted model, not a curated record. NCBI's taxonomy places the organism in Eukaryota, Viridiplantae, Streptophyta, Magnoliopsida, Lamiales, Phrymaceae.